AUGGCGAAAAUUUACAAAGACUCAAGGGUCGACCUGCGGCCUUACUCGCCGACCACGGUCGCCAAUAUUCAGAUCCCGACCCUAGAGCCCGUUGCCCGUCGUCCACGCUUCUCGAUCUCAUCCACCUCAGAUGACGUCCCCAUCGCCAAAGAUGAAGAUGAAUUCUCCCGACGUUACCUCGCGACUCAAGGCGAUAUCUACUUCCGGAAGCGCAAGGUCUAUCCCAGGACGUUCUUAUGGCGCGUGAUCAACGACAAUAAAGUGCUGGAGAUCCAGUGCGCGGACCUGACGAAGGGCGGGACAGAAGUCUACGAGUACAAUGUGACCCUGCGAUUGGGAUUCCAGGAACAGAUUCUUCCAUUUGGAGUCGAAUUGUCCGACUCGGAGGAUCAUGAACUCAUCAGUGUCUUUGUGAUUACCGCCUCGAAGCACCUUCACACCUUGUCUCUACGCCCCGAGUUCUUCCGCCGAACCUCCUCGAUCGAUGAAAAUGUGAGUGACUGGUGCAAGACAACUCUGCCGGCUCCCUUGGCCUUUUCGAAUCCCCACCGACUCCACGCGAGCAGCCCCCUGGAGUUGUUUAUAUCCCUCGACAAUGGCGCGCUUCUACGGCUGACCCGGAGAGCCGGUGACGAUGGUUCCCAUUGGUCUCCUCUCACCUUGGACGAACGCACAUGGGGUUCUUCGAUUCGAGGCCUUGUCAAAUGGAACGCGCCAUCUUCGAUUCGACAUGACGGGCGCAACCUCGAUUUAAACGUUGCAAAUGCGAUUGCCACUACCUCCGACGAGACCUACGUUUUCGCUAUCUGUUUAAACCAUACCCUCAAGAUUUGGAACCUUGCUACGAAUAAGCUAGCGGCCACAAAGGAUCUCCUGGGACGCUCACUUCAAGAUCCGGAUCUUGUCGCAUACACAUUGAACCCCGCCGAGGCAUCGUUCAUGCGUGUCUUCAAUGCCGAGAGAGCGAUGGACGGCGGCCAUCGUUUCUAUGUCGUCACAUAUUCGCCAUUUGAGGAUGGCAGGUUCAAGUUCUGGGCUGUCAAAGGUGGCUUGACAUCUGAACUGGUUAUCGAGGAACUCUUUGCGGAGAACGUUUUCCGACCUGUGGACCCCGACGCCACGGGCAACAUGUUCUGGAGCAUCGCUGAUUUCCAGGUGAAGACCCGGGAAGAGGGCAAGGGAAUGGAACUGUGGGUGCUCUGGAGAAACCACGGCCUUUACCAACUUUACACCCUGCACUUUGACCUUCAAACUCUGGUCACAGAUUGGUCUACCAAGUGGGUUUCAACAACAUUCGAAAGCCAUAGGCAAGAAUCGCCGCCUUCAUUGGUCAUGGAUGAUGUCGUAGACCCCACUGAAAAAUGGCUACAAGGCCGUGAAGCCUCUCUCGUCGGUCUCGUCUGGAGGACUGAAAAAGAGCUUGCCCUUGGCGGAACGACUUUGCUCCACAAUCGCAUCGGCAGUGUCUCUUCGGAAAUUCGCCGACGAGGAGAUGGACUACUCCCCGUUGCGGAAGAUCUCAACAAGCGCCGGUUCGAACCGAUUUCUCUCGCCUACGACUCGUACACUGAUAUGCCGUGGCUACUUCUGUCGGACUCCUGCGCCGUGUGGAGUGCCAAAGAUGAUGGACCGCUGGAGACAUCGCAACAUUCCAAGGGAGCUGGGUCCGCACUACGAAACGGCCUCUGGACUGUUGAAAGUGGCGACAGAUUUCGGAAGAGCUUCUCCGCCGAGCUCGACGGGGCAUGCCGGGCCGCUCUCCAGGCCGAAAUAUUCUCCGAACCAUCUUCGUCGAUCCUGGACCGCAUGGAGAGCUUCCGAGAGCGCUGUGAUUUCACCAAUCAAAUUUCCAACAAGGCCUUUGAUAAUCUAGAUGCCGCCUUGAGUGAAUACAUGCGAACCGACUUCACGUUCGUGGAUGGCGAAUGGGAACCAACAAGCACGUCCGACUUCGACGCGUCCAAGCUUUUCUCAACCCUUGUCGAUCUCCUGCGUGAAUAUGAGAUGAUGAACUGGCUCAGCUCGAACGUCCGCAAAUGCCCCGACAGCGCACUCAAAUUCGGUGCUGAUUCGUCGAUGCAGAGAUUUUCAACGAAAGAAAGCAAUUCAAAGACCAAGAGUCAACGAACCGCAAGCAUCCUCGAGGAUCUGUUUGUAACCGAUAUCAAGCCCCAACAAGCGAUUGACUCCCCGCAAAGCUACACCUUGACGUUGGGCAUCAGAGAUGUCGUGGCCUGGAUCACUCGCGAAGGUGAGGUGAACUAUCAGCAUGCAGUGGCUCAUAUCCAGUGUGACUUGAUCGCCAAAAACAACAUCGACCUGGCGUGGGACUUCCUUCGCUUCCAAGCAAGUACGUCUUGGUCCACCUAUAUAAAGGGUCGCUUGCAUGUGGCUAUGUCGGAAUUCGAUGCCGCGGCAAUCUACUUCCGGAAGGCAGCCUAUCUGCUCUCUAGCGGAAAGCCAAUGGGCAACCUCUCCGAUAUGUCAGCAGAGCUUCUAGACAUCCUCGAUGUUGAUUGCUUCCACAACGGCCUUGCAAAAUACUACCAGCACGUGCUUUCCAUCUUUGAAAAAGUGCGGCCCUUGACUCCGAAGUCUGGGCCGAGAAAAGACGCCGAAUACCCGACCGUACGCGACGAUCUUCUGUCUCGUUUGUUCACUGGAGCCCUUAAGACUUGCCAAUUUGACCAGGCAUACUCAGCUCUGGCUAGACUGCAAGAUCUCAAAUUACAAAAGUCCCAGCUUACCGAGCUCAUCUCCACUAUUUUGGCAGUCUCUGGGCCUGGAACGGCUGGACUCAAGCAGAUCCUUCGAUUCCCUACCACCCUCGUCCCCAGCAUUGCCUCCUUCAUUGACGAGAUUCUCGUUCAUCUGACCCGCAAACAGACCAACAACGUAUCGUGGUUGGAUGCGGAGAACAAGCAUUUCCCAGCCUCCCCUGAUUACACCCGCAUUCUGCAGGCUUAUCGCAUCGCCCGCUGCGACUACCGCGGCGCUGCGGAGAUUGCCUAUCGCAACGUCCAGCGCCUGCGCAAAGCACGGGAUGCGCCGUCCUCAGCCCUCAUCCGCAAAGGCCGGGAAGCCGCCGAUGCAGCCCGGUCGCCAGUCGAGGAAGACGAUGCCGAAAGCAAGGAAAUCCGCCAUGAACUCCUGUCACUAAUCAACCUCCUCGCCUGCGUCGACAAGAGCGAAGCCUACAUUCUCGUCGAGAACGGCCCUCCAACAAACGCCGCCCUGAUCCCCUCCCUUGGAAGACGCGCAAGCGCACAAGCCGACGAAGACGGAAACAUCUCCAUGGGUGAUGCCGACGCUGCCUCUCCCACGCCAGUUGGAGGCAAGCGUCGAUCCUCUAAUGCCGUGGCUUUCGCACCCGACCACCGCACAGGUGGCAGCAAGUCAUCCGCCCCGGCCCGGCGCGACAGUACCGUGUCCUUCGAAGUCCCUGCGACGAAUCCAUUGCUUAAGCGUCGCAUCAUUGUCACACUCGAGCACCUGCGUCGUGAGUUCCAGUCCGAGCUUGACCGCGUCAGCCGUAUUGAGCGUGGCGACUGGGAAUUUGGUCUUUCGGAUGAAGAGAAGGAGGAUGUGGAUAAUGAUGACACGAUGGUUUUCUAG
This is a messenger RNA of Penicillium bovifimosum, 3615 nucleotides long. Its product is annotated as nucleoporin Nup120/160. Gene Ontology annotation, molecular function: structural constituent of nuclear pore. NCBI's taxonomy places the organism in Eukaryota, Fungi, Ascomycota, Eurotiomycetes, Eurotiales, Aspergillaceae. The coding region runs from base 1 to 3615 and encodes 1204 amino acids. The transcript has 8 exons. Gene Ontology annotation, cellular component: nuclear pore. The record is from RefSeq and is a predicted model, not a curated record.